AUGGCAGCCACGCCUGAGGGAGCCGGCGGACGGGUGCUAGUGCGCAGGCGUAGGCGGCACGCGGCGCAGGCGCAUGAGCCUCAGGAUGCACUCCGGUUCCCAGCGUGCUUUACGGCGCUCCGCUCCUCUCCGCUCUUCGGUAUGGUGGCCGCGGUUGCUGGGGUGACCCGGCUGCUCGUGCUCUUGCUGAUAGCAGCCGCGGCUCCUAGCAGGGCCCGAGGCAGCGGCUGCCGGGCCGGGGCCGCCGCGCGCGGGGCCGGAGCUGAUGGCCGAGAAGGCGAGGGCUGUGGUACUGUGGGACUGCUGCUGGAACAUUCGUUUGAGAUUGGUGAUAGAGCCAACUUCCAGAAGCGUGGCUCAUUGCUCUGGAACCAGCAGGAUGGAACCUUGUCUGCGACACAACGGCAGCUCAGUGAGGAGGAGCGGGGCCGGCUCCGGGAUGUGGCUGCUGUCAAUGGCCUUUACAGAGUCCGGGUCCCAAGGCGGCCUGGGGUACUUGAUGGUUCGGAAGCUGGUGGCUACGUGUCUUCCUUUGUCCCGGCGUGCUCCCUGGUGGAGUCGCACCUGUCGGACCAGCUGACCUUGCAUGUGGAUGUGGCUGGCAACGUGGUGGGAUUGUCGGUGGUCGCAUACCCCGGGGGCUGCCGGGGCUCUGAGGUGGAAGAUGAGGACCUGGAGCUGUUCAAUACGUCUGUGCAGCUGCGGCCCCCGGGCACCGCCCCAGGUCCUGAGACCGCAGCCUUCAUUGAGCGCCUAGAGAUGGAGCAGGCCCAGAAGGCCAAGAACCCUCAGGAGCAGAAGUCCUUCUUUGCUAAAUAUUGGCACCUCAUCCUAGGGGGGGCCGUGUUGCUCACAGCCCUGCGUCCUGCUGCCCCAGGGCCUGCGCCAGCGCCAACGGAGGCCUAAUGGAUGUACAUCAUUCCAGUUGUGCUGUUCCUCAUGAUGUCGGGAGCUCCAGAUGCCGGCGGCCAGGGCGGUGGGGGGGGUGGCGGCAGCGGCCGGUGAGCUGCUGUGCCACCGAGAGUCCCCCAGAGCUUGCUGUCCUUGGGCAGCCCAAGAAGGAUCCCUGUUCCUCCGUCUCCCUGUUGCAUGGACGUGGAAGGCUGUCCCUUCCCUGGAUCCUGCUGCCCUUCUCCAGCUCCCUCCUCUCCCUGAGCCUCUCUGUGUCUGUUGACUGAGAGCUAGGGUACACCUUCCUGUAGCCACCUCAGGCCCACUGGCUUCCCCGGGCACUGUGCAACUGUGUCCCUUUGCUACACACACCCCCCCCCAUCGUGCAGUUUGGGAACAUGCCAAGCUCUCUCCAGCCCUGUGCCUUUGUCCUCCAUGCCCCUGCACCCCUCACUGUCACACUGAGUCUCCUAGCCACAGAUGUGUGGCAAGGAGGCCUCUGCUGCUGGUGUGGCUUCCGUGUGGCUUGCUGAGCUCUUUGACCACCUUCCUGAUGACUUCCGUCUUUCCUGUCUUCAGAUGUCCCACUCUGGGUACGGUACCAGGAGAGAACUAUGGGUCUGGUCGUUAGUCUGUCUUGUGAAUGUACACGCUAGUAGCAACUUCGUGUGCAUGUUUUGAGCCAGGGGUGAGCUGGCUGCUCGACAGCCGCCAUGCACUUAUUUGCACAUCUGUGGCCGUGGCCACGGAGAUUGCUGUGUAGCCUCAGCUGUGUUGUGUGGCUGUUGAUUAAACUGUUCCUAAACAGCCA
This is a messenger RNA of Mesocricetus auratus (golden hamster), 1702 nucleotides long. RefSeq names its product ER membrane protein complex subunit 10 (gene Emc10). The record is from RefSeq and is a predicted model, not a curated record. Gene Ontology annotation, cellular component: EMC complex. The coding region runs from base 1 to 906 and encodes 301 amino acids. The transcript is spliced from 8 exons. Lineage: Eukaryota; Metazoa; Chordata; Mammalia; Rodentia; Cricetidae.